Molecule: messenger RNA, 5332 nt
Organism: Pomacea canaliculata
Lineage: Eukaryota; Metazoa; Mollusca; Gastropoda; Architaenioglossa; Ampullariidae
Product: von Willebrand factor D and EGF domain-containing protein-like
Exons: 23
Coding region: 1438-4812 (1124 amino acids)
Source: RefSeq, a predicted model, not a curated record
CAGACUGUAAUGUCAGUGUCGUGCACUAAAGUAUUCAGUCUGAUAUUGUUUACUGCCAGUGGUAAACAAAGGGGACAGAACUCUGAGACUCACUGAGUGGAGAAAUUUAUUCAUCUUUAAAAAAAAAACACUAGUGGCUCACUUAUACAACACAUGUUACAAGUUUAACUGUUUGGCACAAACACAUUCACACGAUGUACAAAUGUUGUUUCAAAUCCUUUAUAAAUGUCGCCCCACGUUUCACAAUGAGUGUUUCAAUAAAGAUUUUUGUUGUUAGUUUCAAACAGAUACAGACUGUUGUUAAGUGGUUAAAAUAGUUUUAACUGUCAUGUCACCCACAGGCACCACGUGACCACUGUUUCAACAAAGUCAAACAGCAGGCUGACAAUAUAAACAUACAGCAGAUAGCAAAUAAACCAAUGAAUAGCAAUGACAGGAUACAAUACCUACACCACGAUCACAUGACACUGUUACAGUUUGCCAACAUCUUGUCACAACACACACUAUGCCCUAACCGUGACAUGUCAUGACACGAAAUGUCACAAUCAGCCAUUGCUGACAGGAUGUUAGCCCUCAGUGACGUCAUGUGGAUGGAGGAUGAAGGUGGACAGCGACUGUCGUCUGUCAGGAAAGCGAUGAUCAGGGCGAAGAUAAACCUCGUCUGUACCUCUGUGUGUCGAUGAUCUGUUUGACUAAAGAAAACCUUUUCCCGAUGUGUUUUGAUGGAGUCAACACAUGUAUAACUUGGGACUAGACAUUUCAUUGUAUGUUUGACUGCAGCUGUACUGUGUCUUGGGGUCACUUUGCUUGAUCGCAUGUUUUCUGUUUGGUGCAGACACAGACAGAGCAACACAAAUGAGUGUAAAUACACAACAAACACACAGAUCAAGAGGAGACUCAGAUCGAAGAACAAGAGAGUGCAGUCCCCUUAAGUCAGUUAGGCGAAUGGACAUCACUGUCGGUUUAACUGUCAGCUGGUCUCAGUAUAUUAUUUCUCUACAUUGUCGUGAACAGACAUUUGUUUGCUAUUUUUCUAGUAAUUUCCCGUGAAAUGUAAUCCAGGCACUUUACGAUGGACGCGCUCGUAGCAGACGAACCUCAGCGUCAGUGUCGCAGGCUAUUUUUAUCCUGCUGUAGAGGGAUAGGGCAGAUAAAGAUCAGCUGACGUUUGUUGUGUUUGACGUCACCAGUCGUCUGCUCAGCGCUGUUUCUAACGUACUUGUGUGGCUGUUGGCUGUCCAUUGCCUCUUCUAUCCUUGUGCGCAUGUUUCUUGUGGAGCAAAGCUUGGAGAUGAAAGUGUCCGAUGGUGUCGGCGCUGGCUAUUAUUUCAGCCCCAGCCAAAUGUUGUUGUCAACCUCGGAGUUCAGCGUGUCCUGGUCAGUCGUCUGUCAGCAGCAGGCUGUGGUGGACGUGCCAGGCGGUGCUGACCGUAGUACAUGGGUGCCACUGUUGGACAAGAUCCAUCACUAAGCCGUUUGGAUGUCGCUGCCCAGGCAGUGGCUGACCCUUGUCUCCAUGGCAACUACCAGAACCUGACGGACGUUCACCGCAGUGUGUCCUAUGUGACGACCUACCCAGAGCCUCCACUGUGCGACAUUGACCUCGACACGGGCUGGUACCGGUUUGUGGUAGAUGCUGAGAGUAAAAUGCCUGAAACAUGCGUCGAUACUUUCAAGUGCGGGACGACUGUUCCAAUAUGGAUGAAUGGUACUCACCCCUCCGUAAAUGACGGGAUCCAAACGAGGCGAGCAUGCGCGAACUUCCAGUCUGGUGGCGCCUCCUACACCCCGUGUUGUGGACAGGCCGUGAAGAUCGGGGUCAAGAACUGUGAGGGUUUUUUCAUUUAUUAUCUACAUCCAACACCAGCCUGCCCGAUGGCGUAUUGUGCAGGAAAGGACUCACCAUGUCCCGCUGGAAAGUGGUCUCCUACAGGUCUUCCGCCCGACUGCAAAGACGCCUACCCACAGCUGACUGACCCGCCGAGUUUCCGGGGACCUGUGAUAGAGCAAAACACUUUCUACUUCACCUGUGACCUGACCUUUAGCGGCAACGACCCGGAUCAAGCCUUUGAGUUCGUCUGGCUGUUUAAUGGCCUGGAGGACCCUAAAGUGCCGCCAGAAGUAGUCAGUGACCCAGGGCGAUCUGCGAGGCUGGAUGGGGCUCAACUGGCGGGUCUCCUCAACAAGAACGUUGGUUGUAAAGUGCGUGCAUUUUACAAGCAAAAUGCGAUAAAAAAAGGACCCUGGCUGGAGAGCACUGGGACGUACUGGGCUGGAAUACAAACAGAUCCCUCUCACAUCUCCAUACGUACUGAUGAAGACAAACAAGAUGUGGUCAUAAGGUCAACACUUCCUGUCUUAUGCAACUCACCUGGGACAGAUGAUCAAUGUUGUCUUCUGAUUUUCCUGUUGGUCGAUGGUUCUGCAGGGGGUCAAGCCACCGUGGUAGUGCCAAGCGAUUGCAGGUAUUCAAUAUGCACGUCAAACUGGAACAACACGCUUCAAGAAGUGUCAACGACGGUGUCAGUCGUGCCCAGCAAGACUCAGAUACAGGACGGCAACAAGGACUUGCUGGUCUCCUUUGCUAAUAUAGUCGUCGCGGACCCUUCGCCGUAUCAUCAAAUAUUCCAAGGUUUUAAGAUCCCCUCGGUACAGGUUGAUGUUGAGCAAAGGGAUUCAAAGCUCUGCAGCAUUGUAACAGAUCCACACAUCACAGGACUGGAGAACAAGGGACAGUUCCAUCUGUUUAAAGUGGGUGACUACACUGCCUACGAAAAUGUCCAAAGGGAUUUUGAGGUUCAGAUUCGUACGUGGCCUUGCUACAAAGAGCGUGCUGACAGGGCGGUAACCUGUAUCUGUGGAGUUGCGGUUCGUGAGAAGGACGAUCUGAUCAGAGUCAAUGGCUGCAAUCAUGGCUUCUACGGCCAAAGCGUUGGGUCACCGGAAAUCACCGUGGCCAGGCCUUUGAGAAACGGCACGACUAUACUUCAAGCUACGGAUGGGUCGACGAUAAUACUGUAUUUUCCGUCCAGUUCUGAGAUUAAAAUUACCGCAUCAGCACAGUUUGGUGGUCAUCUCAACCUGGACAUCUUGGUUCCUGGCACCGACUACCUCAAUGGAAGAGGCUUGUGCGGGACGUUUGAUAACAACCCCAACAACGACCUGACCCACCGGUCUGGCUUUGUGGACACAAUGCCUGCAGACGAUGUACCGGAGAGAUUCACAGAGUCCUGGAAAAACAAUGACAGUACAAGCUUGUUCAGGAUUGUACCUCCAGAAACAGGGGAGUCGUACGUGCCUCAAUACUGCAGGUGCAGUAACGACGGGAAAGGAACCGUAAACUGCUCUUACCAGGGAGACAUAAUGGCACACGCACUAACGUGUCCUGACUGCCAAGAUACCACAAGAAAAAGUGAUUUUACGGGAGGUGGAUGGGAAACACUCAGAAAAAAGAGAUCUGCAAGUGGUAAUGCAUACGUCGACUCUGAUGAAAUACAGAAACCUUACGACCCUAACGAUUAUGCAGAUUUCCAACCGCCAAAACUGUCAUGGCCGACAUCGACUGGCAUCAGCGAGAGUCAAGCAGAGAACUACUGCUCCACCGCCUUGAGACAGUCUCAGCUCUGGUCUCACUGUCAGGACAAAACUCAGGAGAUUCAAGGGCUGAUCGAAAACUGCAAGAUCGAUCUUUUAGUAGCUGAUAAUUACAUAGGAUUGGAAGCCAUCGUGGACACUUUCCUGACAAUUUGCAAGGUGGAGUUAGCCAAGAACCCGGAUAACUACAUCACCUCACCCACUGGAGAAAGUGUCGUGAAGCCAGAGAUCUCUGACGACGUCUGCAACCCUGUGUGCUACAUCAACGGACGAUGUGACCGAGGGCGCUGUGUGUGCAGUAGAGGCUUUGUCGGCGAUAACUGUCAGAUAAAAGAUGAACCACCUAAACUGCUUCAGAUCCGAGGGUCCAGCUUGUGUGACUUUAAUGAACGGCCAUGCAAAAAACUCUUCAUCAACGCUGAAAAUAUUCAGAAUACGGCGACAAUGGCAUGCAAAAUUCACGAAAUUCUGGACGAUGGAUCAGUUUCCGAAAGGGCUUCUAUGGAAGAAGCUGUUUUCCUGACUCUUAACAAACUCGGCUGUGUCUUACCUGAUGCUGGCAUCAAAACAGAGAAGUCCAUCAAGCGGUUUUAUAUCACGGCUACUAUCGAUGGCGAUCGCUAUAGCAACGCAGUGAACAUGACUGUCUACGACUCGUCCUGUCAGAGCUGUACACAGGAGGGAUGCCAGAAACUGCCAGACACGUGUCUGAUCAACAACCUGUGUUUCCAAGAUGGAGAACUCAAUCCGAAAGAUAACUCGCUGGUCUGCAAUGUUUCUGCGAGCACGACGGAGUGGUCUAUCGUGCCAACAGCUCCAUCAGAUUAUCCAGUCAUCAUGUCAGUGAGCGUGAUGAGGUCAAAGGACAACACCCAGUUAAGAUGUGAGGUCAACGCUGAUGCCUCAAAGCCCACAGCCAGCUUCCGGGUGGCCUGGGGUGUCGAUGGCGACUGGCUUCAAGAGUCGGUCAUCCCCAGUGGACAUCUGGAGGCUGUCAUUAAUGUGUCUGACUUUAGUUACGCAAAGCAGGUGACAUGUCGUACACGUUCCACGUUCUCCGACAGUGACAUCUUUAGUCCUUUCACCUACAGCAAUCCUUUCUCCAUGGAAGGACAGGCGCAAAUGUCAUCCACUGUGUCGUGGAGUAGGACAUCCGACACACUCCACCUCACCCUCCUCACAGCUCUGGGCUUAUCAGGCAUGCUGUGGUCUGUAUAGGAAGACUGGCAAACCAUUAAAUUAAUCUCUUGUGAAUAAACCAUUAUAAAUAUCCAGCCUGACUGGAAACUGCUUAACUUUAAAAACUACUGUAAGCUUUGUUGUUUUUUUUUUAUUUACUUAACUAACAGAAAUGUAAUGUUCUCUUUAAUGUGGCUGUAUUGACAUGAAAAACUUUAUAUUUUCGUAUUAUUUGUGUUUUGGUAAAAUAUUCCUAUAGAGAUUAAAGAUGAUUAGAAAUUUAUCGCUGGGAACAGCGACUUGGAAGAAAGUUAUACUGUAACAGCAUCACAUUGAUAUAACAGGAGGUUCCAUCACACGACUGACAUAGUGAGACACUGUUGUACUUAGCUGACUACCACCGAGACUGUAGUCAUUUAUUGCAGAAAUAACUGUAGGUUGUUACUGAUGUCAUGUCGUAGUUGAGACAGGUUUUAGAGGGAGAUAAACCAGUUCGCUUUUAUUCCAGGAACUAUGAUUUCAUACAUUUAUAAAUCCACGUUCAUGUAUUAAAUUGUGA